CUGCUGUUCCUGCUGCAUGCUCGCCCGACUCAUGCUUUUGGCGCCGGCAACAUUGCGUCUGUAUCUAACGUUGAAGGAGUCAACUUCCGCCAUGGAGAUAUCGAAGAUACCCUUCUCACCCUCGUCAGCUCCUACGCCUACGCCAAGGGCGCCAAGUUCAGCAAGAUCGAUGUCAAGCGUGUCUACUUCGGAAACUGGCUGCGUGAUUACAGUCAGGCCGUCGACGUAGGAACCACUAAACACGUCUCGGCCGAGGCUAUUCGUAUCCUGUUAUGGGUGCUGGGCUUCCUGACCUUCGGAUACGGUACUGGCGAGUUCGAAGUCACAUCUGAGAGGCUAGGAUGCUACCGUCCCGAGGAGCAUAUCGAUAAUCCAAAAGGUUACGCCGAAGGAGAAGAUGCCCGUCAGUACGACCGUAGACUGCGUGGCCCGAUCGAUGAAGAGAGGGAAUUGAGCAUCGAUGAGAGAACCGGUCUGAAGAACUAUAUUGCCUCAGAGGACCUGGGUAUUACCACGUCUGCCCAGCUGGUGCGCAAUCUCUUCGGCCGCUGCAUCGACCUCGGCAGAGCCUUCAACAGAACCAGGGACAAGAAGGAAUUUUACGAGGCUUUGCGCCUCCUAGGUACGGGGCUGCAUUGUCUCGAGGACUACUCUGCGCAUUCCAACUACACUGAGCUGGCCCUUAUCGAGCUAGGCGAGCGUGAUGUCUUUCCUCACGUCGGCCGCAACACCCAAGUCCAUGUCCAGGGGGCCCGCCACCCUGUCUACCCCAUCAUCACAGGUACCUUUGGUGGUGUCGACUUCCUCCACUCGGUCAUGGGCGAGUUGGACGACAAAGCUACUCAAUCUGAGCUUCAAGAGUUGGAAGGCGUAAUGGAUAACUCGCAAAAUCAAAACACCAGCCUGCUCAAGAAGCUUCUCAAGGCCCUUCCUUCCGGCCUUCUCGGCGGCAAAGACCAGGCCGGCAAAGUUGACGAGCUGCAGAGCAAUGCUGCCGCUGCGCAAAUGUCGAAUAUGAAGCUUGAGCCCCGAAGACCAGAGGAAUGGACCAAGCAACUCCAGCAAGUUCAGCACCAAAUCUACCCCAUCCUUCAGUUCCACGACGAGCUCAUGAUGGGCAUCAACGAAGCCAUUGAGAAGAUCCCUGUCUUGCCCGAUCUUCUCGAGCAGCUCACCGAGCAGCUCAACAUCUUCGUUUUCUCGCUGCUUGCUCCUUUUGUCCUGCCAAUAAUCAGCCAGGUCAAGGAGGAGCUCGCAACCGGCUCUUCUGAGGUCAUCCAGAGCAGUCGUGAAGAGCAAUUGGUCGUCUUCCACAACGACAAUUCGUCCGAUCCCACCCACUCUAUGCUCUCCAAGGAUCACUUCUCUAACAUCCUCAACGAACCUGCCGGAAAGAUUGGAUGUGCUGUGCUCAAAUGGGUCGUUCCUCAAAUUGUCCAAUGUUGGGACAACGAGAAUAUCAACAUUGCCAGAACUCUCGAUCGUAUCAUCAACGGUGUCUUCCACCACCCUGCCCUGCGUCAAUUUGGCAAUGACGGUGCUGCUGACUGUCGUCACAUCAUGUUCGGUGUUGUCGAGCAGUGGUGGCAGGAGAAGUCUGAACGUGAGCGUGACGACCUUCGUCGCAAGCUCAGCAGACGUGGGGUUGAGACGGGCCAGAACCACAAGGAAGGUGUCAAAGACACGGGACAUGGUUGUUGCAAGCCUCUCUUCCAGCAGAAGCAGCACAACAAUGCUCCCGCUGCUGCAGCUCAUGCAGCCCAACAGGCUGGCAAUUUCGUUGGCGAGGCUGUCGGGGGCGGUGCUCUUGGUUCUGUCCUUGGUGGUCUUGUUAGCAGUGUCGGAGGUAGUCUGUUGAGCAGCGCUUUUGAAUCGAAGGGCGAGACACAGACAUACCAGCAGUCAAGCUACAACCAACAAGAUGGAUCGUAUUCGCAGAGCUAUAUGCAGACUGGCGAGCGGCCAUCCUCUAGACCAUAUGGCCAGCAACACACUGCACAGGCUGAGUACAAAACUACUCAGUAUCCUGGUGGCGGUCACAGAACGGAGUACAACAAAUACGAACAGGAAGGUAAUACUGGAUAUGGCUACCAGCAGAGCACUGAAGUUCGCCCAACUCAAGGCGGUGGCUACGAGCAGCGUAGUGAGCGCCGCCACGAACGACCUGAUGGUCGCUGGGAUAGUGAAGUGCAGGAGCAAGGCAUUGGCGCUGCUGGAGAGUACUACCAGACCGAAGAAAAGCACCAUGGCGGAAGACAUGAUGACGAUAACGACAAUGAGCGCCACUCUCACAGAAAACAUGGUUCAAACCAUCGCAACGAUUACGAGAGCGAACAACAAUCUUCUUACUCCCGCCCCGAUAACAGCGGUUUCCCCGGCGCUUCGUAUCACGCCCAACACCAACAACGUCAAGAUGAACGUCCCAGCUAUGGCCAGGAGCGUCCUAAUUAUAGCAACGAUGACUUCAGUGGCCGCAAUGAAAGACCUCAACACCAGGGUCGCCAUGAGGAAUAUGGUAGACAAGAAUACGAUGGUGGCCGACAAGAGUAUGGUGGUGGAAGACAAGAAUACGGGCGUGAGGACAACUAUGGUCGUCAGGAACAAGGCUAUGGUCGUCGUGAUGACGAUGAGAUGCCUGAACGUAGACACCAUGGUGGCCACCAUGGCGGCCAUCACGAAGGCGGCAACGGCUACGACGGUGGCUAC
This is a messenger RNA of Aureobasidium melanogenum CBS 110374, 2706 nucleotides long. RefSeq names its product Het-C-domain-containing protein. Lineage: Eukaryota; Fungi; Ascomycota; Dothideomycetes; Dothideales; Saccotheciaceae. The transcript has 2 exons. The annotation marks the transcript as partial. The record is from RefSeq and is a predicted model, not a curated record.